AUGUCGCCGCGGCGCAUUCAGUGCUCAACAACUGUCAUCACGGAGGGACGAGACCUUCCCGAGGGGGUCUGGGAUGUGUUCAAGCUCUUCCUAACUACCCAGGCUCGGCGCGACGAGCUGUUCAAGGCGAAGAACGCCGGCGAGCUCAACCCGCACAACCUGCUCUCCAAAAUGAACCUCUGGUGGACCAUGCAGAUUCUCGACUGA
Messenger RNA from Micromonas commoda, 207 nucleotides. RefSeq lists its product with no specific name. The record is from RefSeq and is a predicted model, not a curated record. NCBI's taxonomy places the organism in Eukaryota, Viridiplantae, Chlorophyta, Mamiellophyceae, Mamiellales, Mamiellaceae. The transcript has a single exon. The coding region runs from base 1 to 207 and encodes 68 amino acids.